GGGCGGCCUCACCUGGAGCUCCGGAGUCUCCCUCGCGGCCGGCGGGGCUGCGCUGGGGCGGCCGGCCGGCGCCGGGACCCGCGGGGCGCGCUCGGGCCGAGACAGCAUGUGACGCCGGCCAGGAUUCAGCCCUGAUGGAGGCUGAGGAACCCACUCAUGGAGCCUUGACUCCUGUCCCUGUCGGAGUGGAAUUCAGUGUCGUCCCUGAAGCUCUCAUGAGAAGCAGCCAGACCCCAGCCCUGGAGCCUGGAGCUCAAGAAGGCCAGGAUGUGGCCUCUAAGUGGGCAGAGGGACACAGGGCCAUGGAGCCCCCGCAGAGAGAGGCGAGGGAUGCAAACGGCUCUGCAAGUGAGCGCAUGACCCCUUUGCAAACCGAGGAAGCCUCUGCAGAUGUGGACAGUGACCAGGAAGACCUGAUGGCCGAGACCAGUGACACUCCAGGGCACCAGGAGGCCUUGCCCCAGAGCCUGGCAGACACGUGGGCGAGGACUUCAGCUCCCUCAGAGCUCUGGGCCUGCCCUGUGCAGGGUGAACAUCCAGACAUGGUCCCCGUCUCCAGUGAACUGGCGAGCAGAGUGGAGACGGAGUUUAGACGGGAACCCGCUUCUUCGAUACUGGGAACCAGAGAAGCAGAAGAAGAGGAGGAAACUUCUCCAGAUGUGUCUGCUCAGACCAGAUUUGAGCCUUCUUGUGAAGAGCCCACUACAGAGACCAACCAUCCACAGGACGCUGAACGUGGAACCGUCAGGCAGGGGGAGGAGCUGUGGUCCACGGGGAUGCAGGGAAGUCGAGGCAGAGGAGGGUUUGUGUGUCCCCAGGGGACCGAGGGGCUGGAGGGGCAGGGACUAGAGGGAGUGGGCUUUCAGGGGGAUGGAACUCCAGGGAAGGAUGUGUGUUCUGAUGGGCUUUUAGGGGAGCAGGAACAGACAGGGGGGCAGGCUAAUGGUUCAGUGGGAGAGCAGAGGCAGAAACAGGAGCCCGCGCCCUAUGAUGUACUUGCAAAACAAGAAGCAGGAGAGGGGCUCAGUGGGGACCUGGGAGCCCUACUCUACGGUGAGAGCGAGAGCGGGACUCAGGGCCAGCAGGAUCUUGAACAGGGUAAACAGGGGUUCGGGGUGCUGAGGGGGCCAGAGGAGGUUAGGGUGGAUGCUCAGUACCAGCAGGAUCAAGGCCUAAUGGGAAGAUCAGUGAAGGUCAUGGGAAAGCAAGAAGGUCAGGGUCCACAGGGGCAAGUGGUGCCCGGAGAAAGGCCAGCGGAGGAGGAAGCAGGGAGUCGGGACGGGGCCGUGCUGCAGGGAGAGGGCGGCGAGGGGGGCGCAAAAGGGGGGGAAGAGUGUGGUGGUCCUCCCACCCCGCCCCUCGCAGCCCCUGAGGCCCCCACCCCGGGUGCCUUAUUUCCAGACGCCUGUUAUUCCAUGACGAGUGUUCCCGGGACUCAGGCAGAGCCUCGGGCUGAGGAACAGUCCUCCGUAGCUCUGACCCCUACACUGGAGCCCACGGGAUCGCCCCGCCAGCCCACUUCCUCACCCAGCUCCUUUCCCGCUGGGGAGUCACCUGAUCAAGGGACAGCUCAGGACAGCCAGCAGGGGGGAGCCGGGCUGGGGGAGCGGGCAGUGUCCAGCCAGGGCGCGGAGGUGGCCUCUGGAAGGACCCCUCCCCUGCUUCCAAGGACGGCCGCUGUGGCUCCUUGCAGUCCUGCUGAAGCCUCCCCCAGCACCACCGCCCCAUCUGCCCGCCCCCCGGGUGACUUGCCCAGGAGGGAGCCCUCUCCCGCUGCGUGUCCUCCAGAAACCUCCAGGGCUGCUGCCUCGACUGACUCGCCAUCUCCCCGUAGGGCUUCCGAGGCUGCCCUCCACGGCUUCCCCUCUACAGAGGCCACCGUGGAGCCAUGUGCCAGCUCCCACUGGGCCAGCCCUCAGAGCCCCCUGGCCAACAGCCCCCUGGCUGUCCAACACCUAAGGAGCAACUCCUUCCCGGGCUCUCACAGGACAGAGCCGGCUCUGGACCCCGUGGGAAUAUCCCUGUCCUCCUCCCAUUCAGAGUUGCCCCAGAGGCCCCCCAAACCUGCCGUCUAUGGCUCUGUGAUGCCAAGAAGGGACAGGAAAAGCCAUAGGGACUGCAGCGCCGUUCCAGAAUCCCUUAGUUCAUUGUCCACUCUGGAGCCAGACUCCCGAGAAUCCACCUCACAUCCAGAAAGCAGGCAGCCAUGGAGGUCCCCACGUAAUUCAGCCCCUGCCCUAGCGACUCCUGCCUGUGGCUCUUCUCCACCUGCUGUCUCCACAGACAUGAGGAUCCAUGAGCCCCCACCACCUCCGCCCCCAGAGAAGAGGCACGUCUACCCUUCCCUGGUGGAGAAAGACGGCCAUCUCUGGGAAGCAGCCCCCACAUUGAGGAGGGGUAGCCGCCCUCCUGUUCUGACCGCAGGCUCAGGGCUACAUGGCCCUCCCAGAGGCACACUUCCCCACGUUCCUGAGCCCCCUGUGGCCAGGGAGCACAGACCACUGCCCUCCACCCCGGACACGCCCCGCCACACUCAGACCUCUCUCUCCCCCAGGCUGAAGUAUAACAAACCAUUACCCCCGACUCCUGACUUGUCCCAGCCCCACCAUUCCUCUGGUAGCCCAAGGAUCUACAGGCCUCUCCCCCCUGUUCCUAUCAUGGUUCCUCCCCCUGAACCACCCCCGUUACCCCCUAAGUCCAGGGGGAGGACCAGGACUACUCAGGGAGGAUUCAUGAACUCGGGGGGUCAAGGCAAACCGAGGCCUGUUUGUCAAGAGUGGACAGUCCCCACACCCCACUCUGCUGGACGUACCUCUUGGCCCCCGGCCAUGGGCAGGUCAGCGGACUCCCUGGCUCCCACCGGCAGGAGCAAGAGUGAAGUACAGGGCAUGGCUUUCAGCAAUGCGGCGACCCUUCUUGGUCCCUCUUCCCCAACCGCCCCUUGGACUCCAGAGCUCCAGGAACCCGUGUCUGGACCGGGGCUCUCGGAAGAGUCUGAGGCCCCUGCCAGAGGAUCUUUGAGAAGAACAACCACCUCUCAGGAAGGACCCAGUGGCCUGAGGAAGUUGGGUCUGAGCCAAGCAAGGCAGCCAGAAAAACCGAGCCAUCCCCAUCUGGAGAAGGCGUCUAGCUGGCCCCACAGGCGGGACCCGGGGAGACCUCCGGAGGGCUGCCGUGGGCGGCCCGCGGGCCCCGGCGAGGGCUCCAGUAAGCACAAGGGCUGGAACCGGCAGGGCCUGCGCAGACCGUCCAUCUUGCCCGACGGCUCUGCAGAUACAAGAGGUCCAGCCAUGGAAAAAUCCCCCGGCCCUUCAGACACCAUUGUUUUUCGGGAGAAGAAACCAAAGGAGGUGAUGGGAGGCUUUUCAAGGCGCUGCUCAAAGCUUAUCAACUCCUCUCAGCUGCUUUACCAGGAGUACAGCGAUGUGGUUCUGAACAAGGAGAUUCAGAGCCAGCAGCGUCGAGACGGCCUGUCAGAGGCGCCUGGGCCAGCCUCCCCCCGGCAGCCCCGCAGGGCCCUGGUCUCCUCGGAGUCCUACCUGCAGCGCCUCUCUGUGGCCUCCAGCGGCUCCCUCUGGCAGGAGAUCCCCGUGGUGCGCAACAGCACCGUGCUGCUCUCCAUGACCCAUGAAGGCCAGAAACUGCAAGAGGCCAAAUUCGAGCUGAUUGUGUCAGAGGCAUCCUAUCUGCGCAGUCUGAACGUAGCUGUGGACCAUUUCCAACUGUCAUCCCAGCUCCGGGUCACCCUUUCCAACCAGGAUCACCAGUGGCUCUUCUCUCGUUUACAGGACGUGCGUGACGUCAGCGCCACGUUCCUUUCCGACCUGGAAGAGAACUUCGAGAACAACAUCUUCACCUUCCAAGUGUGUGAUGUGGUCCUGAGCCAUGCCCCUGACUUCCGUCGGGUCUACCUGCCUUACGUCACCAACCAGACCUACCAGGAACGCACCUUCCAAAAUCUGCUGAAUAGCAGCAGCAGUUUCCGGGAUGUCCUGGAGAGGCUGGAGAGCGACCCCAUCUGCCAGCGCCUUUCCCUCAAGUCCUUUCUGAUCCUGCCCUUCCAGCGCAUCACCCGCCUCAAACUGCUGCUCCAGAACAUCCUGAAGAGGACACAGCCUGGCUCUUCAGAGGAAGCAGAGGCCACAAAGGCACACCAUGCCCUCGAGGAGCUGAUCCGAGACUGCAAUAACAAUGUCCAGAGGAUGCGGCGCACGGAGGAGCUGAUCUACCUGAGCCAGAAGAUUGAGUUUGAGUGCAAAAUAUUCCCGCUCAUUUCACAGUCACGCUGGCUGGUGAAGAGCGGUGAGCUGACGGCCCUCGAGUUCAGUGGCUCUCCGGGGCUGCGAAGGAAACUGAACACGCGUCCAGUCCACCUGCAUCUCUUCAAUGACUGUCUGUUGCUGUCUCGGCCCCGAGAGGGCAGCCGAUUCCUGGUAUUUGACCAUGCGCCCUUCUCCUCCAUCCGGGGGGAAAAGUGCGAAAUGAAGCUACACGGACCCCACAAAAACCUCUUCCGACUCUUUCUGCGGCGCAACGUACAGGGCACCCAGGCCGAGUUCCUCUUCAGCACGGAGACCCAGAGUGAAAAGCUCCGGUGGAUCUCGGCCUUGGCCAUGCCACAAGAGGAGCUGGCCCUUCUGGAGUGUUACGACUCCCCACAAGUACAGUGCCUUCGAGCCUACAAACCCCGGGAGAAUGAUGAGCUGGCACUGGAGAAGGCGGAUGUGGUGAUGGUGACUCAGCAAAGCAGCGAUGGCUGGCUGGAGGGCAUGAGGCUCUCAGAUGGGGAGCGAGGCUGGUUUCCUGUGCAACAAGUGAAGUUCAUUUCCAACUCAGAGGUCCGCGCACAGAACCUGAAGGAAGCCCACCGAGUCAAGACGGCCAAACUACAGCUGGUGGAGCAGGAGACCUAGCUGUGUCCUGGGAAGAAUGCCCUGAGACUAAGGACAAGACGUUCCUGGAGAGAGCUGGCCCCGGAACCCUGCAACAGAGGCCUUCUGCAGAACACGAUGUCAACCCUCUGAAAGCCCAGGAGCAAAAUCCAGCUACCAGUCGCUAGUCCCGGGCCUCCUGUUUGUGCUUUGUGCUUGGUGGAGGGGUUUUGAGGGACUUUGCACUGGACUCUGGGAACUCUCUCUCAGAAGAAAAGGGACCAACGGAGCACAGACCAAGGGAGUUCACUUCUACUACCAAACAGAAUGUAAGCGUUCUCUGCUUCCGGAGGGCAGAGUCAAGGCUGACCGGAGUCUCCGUCACAGCCGUAUGUAAAACAGGAUCCGACUCCAGUCCCCUGGAGGGAGAUGUCUAAGGGGGACUAAGCCAUCAGAUGGGAGGUCAGCCUGGUGACCUCUAGGGCAUCUUCCGGCCCUAGAGGUUUUCCAUAACUGCUGGUGUUAGGUCAGUACAUGCACCUCUGGGGUCGGUGUCUAUUGGUGGCAAUGUGAGGGUGACACUCUCACUCUAAUAAACUUGGCACUUCUCCCAGUG
This is a messenger RNA of Manis pentadactyla (Chinese pangolin), 5487 nucleotides long. RefSeq names its product Rho guanine nucleotide exchange factor 5 (gene ARHGEF5). The coding region runs from base 135 to 4913 and encodes 1592 amino acids. Gene Ontology annotation, molecular function: guanyl-nucleotide exchange factor activity; protein binding. Gene Ontology annotation, biological process: intracellular signal transduction; activation of GTPase activity. The record is from RefSeq and is a predicted model, not a curated record. NCBI's taxonomy places the organism in Eukaryota, Metazoa, Chordata, Mammalia, Pholidota, Manidae. Gene Ontology annotation, cellular component: cytoplasm; nucleus. The transcript is spliced from 15 exons.